Colletotrichum spaethianum is the source of this 984-nucleotide messenger RNA. RefSeq lists its product as uncharacterized. NCBI's taxonomy places the organism in Eukaryota, Fungi, Ascomycota, Sordariomycetes, Glomerellales, Glomerellaceae. The record is from RefSeq and is a predicted model, not a curated record. The coding region runs from base 1 to 984 and encodes 327 amino acids. The transcript has 2 exons.
AUGGCUGAAAGCGGGCAAACGCCAGGAGUCUGCGUGAUUGAAGCAAACCCAGAUGUGACUGGGACUGGAAUCCGCGCUUCAAUUUACGCUCUUUGCUUGGCUUCCGGCAUACUCAAGACCGUUAUCCAACGGAUCACCUCCGAGAAGAAUUACACCGAGUUUUGCCAGUCUAUCAACUCAGCGCUGCAACUUCAGGGUCUGGCCUUGCUUUGUACCGCCGUGUACCAGACUUUCAAAGGGCAAUUGACACUGUUCCACGCCAUCUGCGUGCUGCAUCUUCUCUCGCUGCUAGGUUUCGGCCUCGUCGCGCAGCGGCAGUAUCAAGGCGGUGGGGUGAAUCGAUGGCUUGUUAUGGCAGCGCUUCGGGUCAUCAUUGCCUGCGCCUUCACCGCACUCACCGCAUACAUCUGGGUAACCGCGCCGACAUUCGGGAGCCAGCCAGACUGCAAUGCGUCGACUUUCUACGUCGUCUUCGGCGUGAGUCUCCACGCCACCAACGACGUCUUCCGCUACGUGAUCCUGGCGUUAAUGGCAUCUAUGGCCGUUGGCUGGGUUCUCAGCAUGGUAAUCUACGUCUUCAUAGCUCACUGUUGCUGCGGAGGCGUAAGGUCGGGCAUGAAGUGGGCGAGGCAGGUGAACCCAGAUGUCGAGACUCUGAAGAACGUCGUCGCCCGGAUCAAGGUCUCGGACCCAAAAUACAAACGAAACCUCGUAUCCGGACAGGUGGUGCAGCUCCUUAUCCAAACUGGCAUCAAUGUCUACAUGAUUGUCACGUUGGAGCAGAUUGUCAAACGUAACCAUCUCUCGGAAGAGGAGAAGGAAUGGACAUUUGGGCAGGUCCUGGCCGUUUUUGUGCUGCUUGGGGUCGUGGUUGAGGUGAUCAACAUUUUGCUUCCUAAGCUAGAUGGCGAUGUUGGGGAGGUGCCGGCACAGGACGAGAAUGAACUGCGUCCGCAAUGGAAUGCAGGCAGCAGGCUGCUCUAG